GGAAUUAAUUGCAACGAAACCUUCUAAAGUCGUGCGUGCUGAGCUGACGGAGAAUGGGUAACAGCAAGCAGAGGCGAUUCAAGAACCAUCGCGGGCAAUCCAGCCGCCCUUAUGAACCAAAUUAUCCGCUCAGUAAUGAAGAGUCACUACCCGUUGGUUCAGGUGAAGACGAUGAAAAACCACUGCCUAGUGUUCAUCUUGCUAUGUGGGAUUUUGGUCAGUGCGACGCAAAAAGAUGCACUGGACGCAAGCUUGCACGAUUUGGAGUUGAGGGUUAACAGUGCCUUUGGUGGCAUUGCUUUAAGUCCUGCUGGAUCACAUUGCAUCUCGAGAGAGGAUCAUGAUUUAAUUGAACGAAAGGGGUUGGUAGUUGUGGAUUGUUCAUGGGCACGAUUGGAUGAUGUACCUUUUGCAAAGCUACGGUGUCCUGCACCUCGUCUUUUGCCAUGGUUGGUAGCAGCAAAUCCAAUAAAUUACGGUCGACCUUGUCAGCUCUCUUGUGUUGAGGCUUUAGCUGCUGGUUUAAUUAUCUGUGGGGAAGAGGAAAGUGCAUAUUUACUGCUGAACAAGUUCAAAUGGGGCCAUGCUUUCUUGUCCCUCAACAGAGAACUUUUGAAGGCAUACUCCGAAUGCAAGACCAGUGCUGAUAUCAUUUCAACCCAAAAUGAAUGGCUCUCCAGGGAAAGCUCACGGGUUCCACAAGCUCUGGAACAGCCAGAUGGAGAGGAUGCACAUUCUCAUGAUAAUGGUGAAAAUUCAUCUAGCGACUCUGAUGAUGGACUUCCACCACUUGAGAAAAAUAUGAAUCAUUUGAAGUUGGCAGAUAGUGAUGAAGAGAGCGAAUAAGAUGUCACCAUUUAUUUUCACUCGUUGAAGUUCAUUGGGAUGUAUGUGUUUUUACAUAUAUCUAAAUAUGUAAUGAGUAGUCCGUACUAUAUAACUCAUAAAUGCCCAUAUACUAAUUUUUUCCCCAUUAAUUUUAUACAUUAAUUUUAUAAUGGGCACUCUUUUAGUAUGUACAACAUAAAAUACUUAAAUGUCC
Messenger RNA from Cuscuta campestris, 1042 nucleotides. The record is from the annotation of a GenBank genome assembly. NCBI's taxonomy places the organism in Eukaryota, Viridiplantae, Streptophyta, Magnoliopsida, Solanales, Convolvulaceae.